AUGAAGACCUAUCAAAUAAUUUUCUUGCUUUUAUCCACUAUAUCCCUAAGUGUUUCAUCUUUCUAGUAUGAUGUAGAAGUGGCUGAGAAAUUAAGUGCUUAUUCUUUAGCUUCGUAUUGCUCCCAUUCUAAUCUAAAAAACUGGUCUUGUGGUAAAACUUGUGAGAGAGUUGAGCCAUUAAAAGAUGUCAAAACAUUUGAAAAUGAAAAAGAGAUCUUUUACAUGAUUGGUUACAGCCAAAAGGAUGAUGCGAUUGUUAUUGCUACUAGAGGAACUAUUCCUUGGAGUAUCAAAAACUGGUUAACAGAUCUUUCAGCUUCAAAAAUAGACUACUAAAAUUGCAAAAAGUGCUAAGUUCACCUAGGUUUUUAUUAAGCCUUUUAAUCUAUUGUUGAUUCUCUUAAGAUUGAAUUUAUCAAAAUGAGAAAAUAAUACCAAAAUAGUAAAAUAUAUAUUACAGGUCAUAGCUUGGGAGGCGCUCUUGCUACUUUAUUGAUUCCUGAAAUUUACAAACUGAAUAAUAACAUGCCUAUUGAUGUCUUUAUCACCUAAGGUAGUCCUCGCGUAGGUAAUUAAUAAUUUAGUAGUUGGUUUGAAUAAAACAAUAAUUUCUCAAAAAUCAGUGCAAGAAUUACUUUAAAUAAAGAUCCUGUAGUUUAACUUCCAGCUUAUUCUUUUCCUUUUUCUUUUAAGCAUAUUGGAAAUGAAGUAUUCUAUAAAGAUGUUAGCAAUAAAUUUGAAUUUAUUUAAUGCUUGAAACCUGAAGAUUAAAGCUGCUCCUUUGGUGUAUAUUUCGCUACAAAUAUUGCUGACCAUUAAUCUUACUUUGGGUUUGGUUGGGGUACAGAAUUGCUCUUUUGUCGCUGA
This is a messenger RNA of Tetrahymena thermophila SB210, 867 nucleotides long. Its product is annotated as lipase family protein. NCBI's taxonomy places the organism in Eukaryota, Ciliophora, Oligohymenophorea, Hymenostomatida, Tetrahymenidae. The transcript has 2 exons. The record is from RefSeq and is a predicted model, not a curated record. Gene Ontology annotation, biological process: lipid metabolic process.